CACUGCAAUGGCGAUUUUCCUGUCAGUUUUGUAACAAUCGGAUUUUUGUACCUUUUUAACAAGUUUUUCUACCGUCGUGUUGUGUUUAUCGUACAGUGAUUGUGUGGACUUUCAUAAUGUGACGUGAUUCGGACCGAUGAAAGUUUCCCUACAGCAAAAAUCUUGAAACUUUGGAUCCUCGAGGCACAGGUUCUUCUUAAAAGUUUUUACAGGUGGCUUUCUGCGACGGUGGUAUUGAGUGCAGUGAGACGGGUGACGAAGGAAAGGCGGGAAAGAGGGUUGUCAAUAUGACUCCUAUUUUCCUCGUCCUGUUGGUGGCGAUCGACCCAAUUAUCGCGCAAAAUAGUGAACCUCCAAAUAUCCUGGUUAAGCCACGGUCGCAGCAGGUGAAGGCAGGCGGAAUAGCGAGUUUUUACUGCAGUGCCGAAGGAACCCCAUCACCUCAAAUAUACUGGCGAAAGAAUGGCAAGAAAGUUUCACAAUCACAAUCUCGCUACCUCGUACAACAGUAUCAAAACGGUGCUUUGCUGAGAAUCGAACCUGUCAGACCAACUCGGGACAACGUUCUCUACGAAUGUUUAGCUGAAAAUGGAGUGGGGGAUGCUGUAUCAGCAACUGCGCAACUCACCGUUUAUGAAGCUGAAAGUUUGCCAACUGGAUUUCCCAUGAUCACGCAGGCACCAACGACCAAAGUUGUCGAAAUGGGACACAACGCUUUGUUAUCAUGCACUGCAAUUGGAUCACCACCGCCUAUAAUAUCAUGGGUGCGAAAUAUGCUGCCAAUCGACACGUCAAAUCCACGUUACAGCGUUCUGGAAUCCGGAGCUCUGCAAAUCACUGAGUCUGACAUCAAGGACCAAGGAAAGUACGAGUGUGUAGCAAAUAACUCCGUUGGUACCGAAUAUUCCAAGUCGACGAUAUUAUAUGUGAAAGAACGACGCGUUCCUCCUCAAUUCUCUAUUCCUCCACCUGCCGUGAGUGAAGUUAUGUUUGGCGCAUCCUUAAACCUAACCUGCGUUGCUUAUGGUGCACCAAUGCCUUUUGUCAAAUGGAGGAAGGAACCAGCGACCGACAUAACACCUGAUGACAAACUACCAAUCGGCAGAAAUGUCCUUAUGCUAACCAACAUCCAGGAGUCAGGAAAUUACACUUGCAUUGCAGCUAGUGACCUCGGAUUAAUCGAUGCCACUACCAUGGUGAAAGUUCAAUCUCUUCCCGGACAACCAGAAAAAGUUCAAGUUUCAGAUAUUACAGCCACUUCUGUGAAAUUAACGUGGUCUUACAAAAGACCAGAUGAAUUACAAUACUACGUCAUUCAACACAAACCAAAGCAUGCAAAUCAAGCUUACGCUGAAAUAUCUGGAAUCACGACAAUGUACUAUCACGUGAGAAGUCUUAGCCCUUAUACAGAAUACGAACUGUAUGUCAUUGCUGUCAACACCAUUGGACGAGGUCCCCCAAGUGCCCCAGUGAUAGUCACCACUGGCGAAACAACGGAUUCAACAUAUGGAGGUGACAAACCUGGUACGGCGCCACGAAAGGUACAAGUCCGACCUCUUAGUUCCAGUACUAUGGUGAUUCAGUGGGAUGAGCCAGAAACUCCAAAUGGUCAAGUAACAGGUUACAAGGUGUACUACACAACAGAUCCAAAUCAGCCAAUGGCGUCAUGGCAAUCACAAAUGGUAGAUAAUAACCAGCUGACGACCAUUUCGGAUCUAACACCUCACACAAUUUACACUAUCACGGUUCAGGCAAUCACUAGUGUUGGGCCUGGUCCUGUUAGUCCUCCAGUUCAAAUAAAAACGCAACAAGGGGUACCAAGUCAGCCCGAAAAUUUACAGGCAGUGGACAUUGGGGAGACCAAAGUGACGCUCCAAUGGGACAAGCCUGCUCAUAGCGCCGAAAAUAUUCUCAGCUAUGAGCUAUAUUGGAACGAUACUUAUGCCAAGGAAAAGCACCAUCGUCGGAUUCCCGUGACGGAGAACUACACCCUCACCGGAUUGUAUCCAAACACUUUGUACUACGUUUGGUUAGCAGCUCGCACGCAAAGGGGUGAGGGGGCCACAACGACUCCUUAUCCGGUUCGGACAAAGCAGUAUGUACCCGGGGCUCCGCCUCAGAAUGUAAAUGGAAAGGCAGUCAGCCCAACAUCUAUAUUGGUAACGUGGGAUCCUCCACCUGCGGACCGCUCCAAUGGAAUGAUCGCUUACUACAAACUCCAAGUCGUCGAGAGCGGACGGUCCGAUUCGGAAGCCAAGGUCAUCAGACUAAACGACACAAGAUUUGUUUUGGACGAGCUGAAAAAGUGGACCGAGUAUCGGAUCUGGGUAGUUGCCGGGACCAGCGUAGGUGACGGACCUCCCAGUUAUCCGUUGACUGUCAGAACUCACGAGGAUGUGCCAGGAGAUCCUCAGGAGGUCAGAGCUACACCCAUCAAUUCUACAGCCAUCCAUGUAGAAUGGAAGCCACCGAAAUCGAAAGACCAAAACGGCGUCAUACGGGGGUACCACAUUCAUAUACAGGAAGUUAGUGAGAAGAACAAGGACCUUCUGAAUGAGCCGAUGCAAGUCAACAUUCAAGAACUGAAUGUUAUGGAGGCGAAUAUUACGGGUCUUCAACCGGACACAAAAUAUAUCAUACAAGUGGCCGCUCUGACAAGAAAAGGAGAUGGUAAUCGUUCUGCGCCUGUUGAAAUCAAGACUCCUGGUGGUGUUCCCCACAGGCCUGAACUUACAAUAAAAGUUACUCACAGGGACGAUCCGACGACUCUAGAACUAAGCUGGGAUGAACCCACGCAGACUUAUGGAGAUCUGAUGAAUUACAGAGUCAGAUAUGGAGUAAAGGGCCAGAAAUUAAAAGAAGAGAUUGUUCCUGCUGAUCAGCUGAACUACAAAAUUACUGAUCUUAUUGAACGAGGCGUAGACUACGAGUUCCGAGUUGCUGGCAAGAAUCACAUCGGAUUCGGCCAGGAAGCUUUUCAGUACUGGUCGAGCCCAGAAAGUGAACCUACGGGACCACCCACAAACUUAUCCUUCCACUUCCAAACCCCCGAUACUGUUUGUGUCACCUGGGAUCAACCUCUUCGGCAUCACAGAAACGGUCAGAUUAUUCGAUACGAUGUUCAAUUCCAUAAAAAGAACGACCAUAGUACAAUCAUCGAUCGAAAUACGACCACGACGAGAGCCGUAUUCACGAAUUUGGAGGAAAAUACCGAGUACGUUUUUCACGUUCGAGCACACACGCAGCGAGGUAUUGGACCAUUUUCCGAGAAAGUAACUAUCGUCACAGAAAAGGACAUUGGCAGAGCUCCCAUGAAUGUGAAAGCUGUCGCCACAUCUGAAUCUAGUGCCGAAGUUUGGUGGGAACCAGUCCCAAGUCGCGGGAAAAUAAUUGGAUACCAGAUUUUUUACACAAUGACUGCUGUCGAAGAUCUUGACGAGUGGAAGCAAAAAUCGGUUGGCCUAACUGAGUCGGCCGAUUUGGUAAAUUUGGAAAAAUAUGCGCAGUAUGCAGUCGCUGUGGCUGCUCGGUACAAAAAUGAACUUGGUCGACUGAGCGACAAGGUGACUGUUACAAUAAAGCCUGAAGAUGUGCCCCUAGAUUUAAGAGCACCUGAAACUUCGACUCAUUCUAUGACUCUUUCCUGGCAACCGCCCAUAAGACUGAAUCCUGAUAACUACAAAAUUUCGUACGACGCUGUUAAAUCGUUUGUUGACUCUCAGGGACAAGGUCGUACGCAAAUCAUUCCCCGUAAAGAAGUUUUGCUGGAUCAUCGGGAAACGACAGCAAAUAUUGAUGAGCUGCAGCCUUUCACGACAUACAAUGUAAAUGUUACUGCCAUUCCUCCUGACAGAUCCUACAGACCUCCUGCUAGAAUAACUGUCACGACGCAAAUGGCCGCACCGAAACCUAUGGUUAAGCCAGAUUUUUAUGGCGUUCUUAAUGACGAGAUACAGGUGAUUUUGCCUUCGGCUUCUGAAGAGUAUGGGCCCAUUUCUCAUUCUUAUUUAGUUGUGGUGCCGGAAGAUACGUCUUUUUUGAUCACGGAACCAGACGCUCUGACUGAAGAUAUGAUUACUGGAAAGGGUGUGAAAAAUAGAGAUAAUGCGCCUUAUAUUGCUGCCAAGUUCCCACAAAGAUCUACUCCCUACACUUUUUAUUUGGGAAAUGGAGAUGUUUAUGAUGGAUAUGAAAAUAAGAAAUUGGAUAAGAAUAAGAGAUAUCGAGUAUUUGUGCGAGCGGUUGUUGACACUCCAAGAAGGCAUCUCUAUACUUCUUCACCAUUCUCGGAGUACUUGUCCUUAAAUAUGAGAAAAGUUCCUCCAGGUGAUCCUCCGAGUCGUCCCUCUAAUGUAGAGACUCCUGGCGAAGGAAACCCAGAAGUUUCUGUUAAAACUAGUGGCCAAGAACCAGGAAUGGUGUGGGUCGUUGGUCCAAUCAUUGCAGCUUUGAUGGUCUGCGUAUGUUUAGUGCUGUUAUUCGUUGUAAAACAUCGUAGACAACCAUGCAAAACACCAGAUCAGGCAGCUGUCACUCGUCCGUUGAUGGCAGCUGAUAUAAGUUCGAAUCCCGCACCAUCCGAUCCAGUCGAGAUGCGCCGUCUGAAUUUCCAAACUCCCGGCAUGAUCUCACACCCCCCAAUUCCGAUAAGCGAACUUGGCAAUCAUAUCGAGCGUUUGAAAGCGAACGACAAUCUGAAAUUCUCCCAAGAAUACGAGUCAAUAGAGCCCGGCCAGCAAUUCACCUGGGACCACUCAAACAUGGAAGUCAAUACCUCGAAAAAUCGCUACGCAAACGUGAUCGCCUACGAUCACUCCAGAGUCAUUCUUCAAACUAUCGAUGGAAUUCCUGGCUCUGAUUACAUCAACGCGAAUUACUGCGACGGCUACCGGAAACAAAACGCCUACGUCGCAACGCAAGGACCUCUUCAGGAAACAUUCGCCGACUUCUGGAGAAUGUGUUGGGAACUGCGAUCCAGCACAAUCGUCAUGAUGACAAAGCUUGAAGAAAGAACGCGAAUCAAGUGCGAUCAGUACUGGCCAACGAGAGGAGCCGAGACUUACGGACAAAUGACGGUUUCAAUCAGUGAUGUACAGGAGCUGGCGACCUAUUGCAUCAGAACCUUCCAAGUUUGCCGAGCCGGCUAUUCGGAGCGACGAGAGAUGAAGCAACUGCAAUUCACUGCCUGGCCGGAUCACGGAGUUCCCGAGCAUCCGGCUCCCUUCCUUCAAUUCCUGCGUAGAGUUAAAGCUCUUAAUCCCGCCGAUAGUGGUCCACUGGUAGUUCACUGCAGUGCAGGAGUUGGGCGCACCGGCUGCUUCAUUGUCAUAGAUUCUAUGCUGGAGAGGAUUAAGCACGAGAAGAUGAUUGACAUUUAUGGACACGUAACAUGCCUCCGGGCGCAGAGGAACUAUAUGGUGCAAACCGAGGAUCAGUACAUCUUCAUCCACGACGCAUUAUUGGAAGCUGUAAUCUGUGGCAACACGGAAGUGCCUGCUAGAAAUUUACAUUCCCAUAUUCAGAAGCUCAUGCAGCCCGAGAUAGACAUUAUCACAGGCAUGGAGCUUGAGUUUAAGAAGCUCUCCAACAUCAAGGCUGACUCGACGAGAUUCAUAUCGGCAAAUCUUCCGUGCAACAAGCACAAAAAUCGACUAGUCCACAUCUUGCCUUAUGAGUGCACGAGAGUGUGCCUGCAGCCGCAGCGAAAUAUCGAGGGAUCUGAUUAUAUUAAUGCGAGUCUGAUUGAUGGAUAUCGCUACCGCAGCGCUUAUAUUGCGACUCAGGGUCCACUGAAAGAUACGACUGAUGAUUUCUGGCGAAUGCUCUGGGAGCACAAUUCGACCAUUGUUGUCAUGCUCACUAAGUUGAAGGAAAUGGGCAGAGAGAAGUGCCAUCAGUACUGGCCGUCCGAUCGAUCUAUUAGAUAUCAGUGCUUCGUUGUAGAUCCUAUUGCCGAAUACAACAUGCCACAAUAUAUUUUACGAGAGUUUAAAGUCACUGAUGCGAGAGAUGGGGCGAGUCGAACUGUGAGACAGUUCCAGUUUAUUGACUGGCCCGAGCAAGGUGUUCCAAAAUCGGGAGACGGAUUUAUCGACUUUAUUGGUCAGGUUCACAAAACUAAGGAACAGUUUGGUCAGGAUGGUCCGAUUACUGUACACUGCAGCGCUGGCGUUGGUAGGACUGGAGUUUUCAUCACGCUCAGCAUCGUUCUGGAACGGAUGCAGUACGAAGGGGUUGUUGACAUUUUCCAGACUGUCAGAAUAUUACGCACACAGCGACCAGCGAUGGUUCAAACGGAGGACCAAUAUCAGUUCUGCUAUCGAGCCAGUUUGGAAUAUUUAGGUUCUUUCGACCAUUACGCCAACUGACAAGCGGAAAUUCGCGAGACCAGGGAGGUGCCGAGAGAUCGAGUUGAAAGAAGAAACUAUAACAGUGGAGAGAGAGCAAAAGUACGACGGGUUUAAUUUCCUAAGAUAACCGGCAGCUAAUGCAUCACUCAUCGGAUGAAGCCAGUCAAUAUUGUCUAACAAAGGCUACAGUAGUACUCAUUUUUGAAAUAAAAAAAUUUCGCCGAGUAUUCCAAGAAGCAAAAAAGCGAUUACUGCUGACUUUAUGAGCCAACUAAUUAGUAUAAAAGGACGCGAAGGCAGGAUAAUUAAUAAUAUCUCCCGAAAAGUAAGUUUCAGAAUCGCAAACUCGAUUGAAAUCGUUGAAGGCAGUUGUUUUCACUUGUCUCCCAGUGUCGUAAGCGAAAAACUUUCGUCAAAAUGCAAGAUUUUUAGGCGAUAAGAAAUAACGAAGAAAAUAGUGAACAAAAUUCUCCGUCUCAAUUUCGUGAUUGUAUUUGGCAAUUUUGGUAAUAGUGACAUUUAGGUUGAGUGAUUUAGAUAAAAGCGAUAACAUUCGGUUACGCUAAACAUAUCUGACGACGUGCAUAUUGUUGACUUGAAUUUACACUUUUCUAAUUUACACUUUUGGAACUCCUUUAAUAUCUAUUCUAAAUAGUUAGUCUUUUCAAAUUAGGAGAACGAAUUUAAUAAUAGGACCAUUUCUCUUCUUAAAACUCGGCUAUCGUAAAUUCAUUUCUAAAUAAUAUUUGAAGCUACGAAGUCUCUAAAUUUCAAACUUCGCUCCUUACAGUAUUAUGUUUCCAUCAAUACCGUUUUCUAAACCAAAAAUCAUUGGCACCGAUAAACUCUAAAUACUCAAUUCAGAUGUGUGCUUCCUUCAAGAACGACUAUUUAGAUUUUAAAAAAAACACGUCUCAUUUUGACACUUUGUAUAAUGUACAGGCAUCAUUACCUCUAGAAAUGACUACAUGUUUUGAGGAAAGAAAAAAAAAUUAUGAAGAAAGUCAAGAGCUUCGUAUUAAAGCUCAAUUACUGCAGCUGUUGAACUAUUGAAUUGAAAAUGAAAAAAACGAGAAAAAUGGACAUUUCCACUAACAAGAAAAUUGCCAUACUGCCAAACUGACAAUUGUUAAUGCCAUAUCCAAUGUGCACGAUAGGAAACUUCUUAAUACCUACUAUUAUUUCACUCAGAGCAUAAAUAAAACUGUUGUAAGCUUAGUUUAAGAGAUGCCAUUAGGAAUGUGAAGCUGAAGGAUGA
Molecule: messenger RNA, 7608 nt
Organism: Belonocnema kinseyi
Lineage: Eukaryota; Metazoa; Arthropoda; Insecta; Hymenoptera; Cynipidae
Gene: Lar
Product: tyrosine-protein phosphatase Lar
Exons: 21
Coding region: 288-6368 (2026 amino acids)
Biological process (GO): protein dephosphorylation
Molecular function (GO): protein tyrosine phosphatase activity; protein binding
Source: RefSeq, a predicted model, not a curated record